This is a messenger RNA of Fukomys damarensis (Damara mole-rat), 1232 nucleotides long. RefSeq names its product activation induced cytidine deaminase (gene Aicda). Bases 1 to 1143 code for a protein of 380 amino acids. Gene Ontology annotation, molecular function: cytidine deaminase activity; RNA binding; zinc ion binding. The record is from RefSeq and is a predicted model, not a curated record. Gene Ontology annotation, biological process: negative regulation of single stranded viral RNA replication via double stranded DNA intermediate; DNA cytosine deamination; defense response to virus. The transcript has 6 exons. Lineage: Eukaryota; Metazoa; Chordata; Mammalia; Rodentia; Bathyergidae. Gene Ontology annotation, cellular component: P-body; cytoplasm; nucleus.
AUGUCACUUUGGGGUCCCACAGAAAGGCCUCCCCCUCGGGCCUGUGCAAUGGGCCUCCUGAUGAAGCAGAGGAAGUUUCUCUACCACUUCAAAAACGUCCGCUGGGCCAAGGGGCGGCACGAAACCUACCUGUGCUAUGUGGUGAAGCGGCGGGACAGCGCCACCUCCUUCUCCCUGGACUUUGGCCACCUGCGGAACAAGGUACUAGCGUCCCAGGCCCCGCGGGUCUCCACAGCCCCUUCCCCGCUGGACACAGCACUGGGCGUCCCGCAGGGCCCCUACACCAUGGCUUCUCCCAGUGCCAACAAGAACUGCCCCCCAAUUUCUCUCCCCUCUCCCAGCCCCGGAAUCACCCGGAGAGCAAGAAGCGCCCCUGGCUGUCCCAUAAUGUGCGGUGCCCGGCGGAAGCCGGGGAUGGGUAGGCGCCCCGAGUCCCUGGCCUUUCCUCUACCUGUGAUUUUCUUCGCCUAUGUUUAUGCUGAGAAGCUCACCUCGUCCUCACGCUGCACUCCAGCUUCUGUGCGGGCAGCGCUGUCACUGACCUUAGUGCUUUGGCUCCGGCUCAUUUUAGCAGUGAGAAAGCAGACGCCAGAGCCGGAACCUUGUCAGUCUAGUAGUGGGACUAGAAAACCGGCCAGGCCUUCAGGACCUGCCCGAGAGAGAGACAGCGUAGGAGCAGGCCUGGGAUCUCACUCUGCAGUCAUCAUCACAGACCCUGCAGGGCUUGGUCCGCGGGGUCUGGCGCCUCCUGGUGGCCCGCCGGGCCGCUGCUACCGCGUCACCUGGUUCACGUCCUGGAGCCCCUGCUACGACUGCGCGCGGCACGUGGCCGACUUCCUGCGCGGGAACCCGAACCUCAGCCUGCGCAUCUUCACGGCGCGCCUGUACUUCUGCGAGGACCGCAAGGCCGAGCCCGAGGGACUGCGGCGGCUGCAUCGCGCGGGCGUGCAGAUCGCAAUCAUGACCUUCAAAGACUACUUCUACUGCUGGAACACCUUUGUGGAGAACCGCGAGAGGACUUUCCAGGCCUGGGAGGGGCUGCACGAGAACUCGGUCCGCCUGUCCAGGCAGCUGCGGCGCAUCCUGCUGCCGCUCUACGAGGUGGACGACCUGCGCGACGCCUUCCGCACGCUGGGGCUUUGAACGCCGCCUCCAGGAGCCGCGCGCACUGCGACAUCUCUGCGGAAGGGAGAGGACGGGGAACGGACCUCGGCGCCUGCUCUUUCUUCUUC